Messenger RNA from Puntigrus tetrazona (Sumatra barb), 2104 nucleotides. It is a transcript of the gene ubiad1, whose product is annotated as UbiA prenyltransferase domain containing 1. The record is from RefSeq and is a predicted model, not a curated record. Gene Ontology annotation, biological process: vitamin K biosynthetic process; menaquinone biosynthetic process. Gene Ontology annotation, molecular function: prenyltransferase activity. Gene Ontology annotation, cellular component: Golgi membrane; endoplasmic reticulum. The transcript is spliced from 3 exons. NCBI's taxonomy places the organism in Eukaryota, Metazoa, Chordata, Actinopteri, Cypriniformes, Cyprinidae. The coding region runs from base 322 to 1320 and encodes 332 amino acids.
CGCGUGUUUCCGCUCGGGCCGUUGUCUCGGGUGCGCUCUGCGGUGCUGGACGGAAAUGGCGAUGUGUGUCAGUAAAUGUUUCUAAUGUCGUGUAAAUAUCGACUCGACUGGCGCGCUGCGGCUCGGACCCCGCGGGGAUUCCUGUGAUGCGCGAGCGGCUCGUGGAGUAACUCUGGUGAAGCGUGUGCGGAGCAGGUACGACCCCGCAGACACCUGAUAAUCUCUGCUAAUCUCUCGAACUAGCAUUAGCCUCUAGCAGCCUGACCAUCAUCACCGCUGCGUCCUCUGAUCUCUCUGAAGCGCUCGUGGACUGAGCCGGCGAUGGCCUCCGGCGGGGAGACCGGCUUGCUCUCCGGCUCUAACGGACUGAACGGGACGAAGCCGUCGGGCGGUCGUCUGACCCGCGCGGCCCGGGUGGCGCUGGACGUUCAGGGUAAAUGCGCGGCGUACGUGCUAGCUCUGAGGCCGUGGAGCUUCAGCGCCUCCCUCACGCCCGUGGCUCUGGGCAGCGCUCUGGCCUAUAAGCUGGAGGGCUCGGUGGACCUGCUCAUCCUGCUGGUGUGUGCCGUGGCCGUUUUGGUGGUCCACGGGGCCGGGAACUUGGUGAACACCUACUACGACUUCUCGAAGGGAAUCGAUCACAAGAAGAGCGACGACAGGACUUUGGUGGAUCAGAUCCUGAAGCCGCAGGACGUGGUGAUGUUCGGAGCGGCGCUGUACUCCGCUGGAUGUCUCUGCGCCACGCUGCUCUACUUCCUCUCCACCCUCAAACUAGAGCAUCUCGCUCUCAUUUAUUUCGGAGGACUCUCCAGCUCUUUUUUAUACACUGGAGGCAUCGGGCUGAAGUACGUGGCUCUGGGGGACGUGGUGAUCCUCAUCACCUUCGGUCCGCUGGCGGUCAUGUUCGCUCACGCAGUGCAGGUGGGUUACCUGUCGGUGCUGCCGCUGGUGUACGCCGUGCCGCUGGCGCUCAACACCGAGGCCAUCCUGCACAGCAACAACACGCGAGACAUGGACUCGGACAAGCAGGCGGGCAUCGUCACGCUGGCCAUCCUGGUGGGGCCCGCGCUCUCCUACGUCAUCUACAACCUGCUGCUGUUCGUGCCCUACCUGCUCUUCUGCAUCCUGGCCACGCGCUACACCAUCAGCAUGGCCCUGCCGCUGCUCACGCUGCCCAUGGCCUUCCCUCUGGAGAGGCAGUUCCGCUGCCAGUGCUACGCCAAGAUCCCCCAAAAGACUGCCAAGCUCAACCUGCUCAUGGGACUCUUCUAUGUUUUCGGGAUCAUUUUGGCACCGCAGGGUAGCUUGCCGUUAUUGUGAGACAGCUGUGGUUGUUUUUUUUUUUUUCUUUUUAAAACUUUCUGUUCGUGCUGUCAAGUGAUUCAUCGCGAUUAAUCACAUCCAAAAUAAAAGUGUUUCUAAAAUGUGUGUACUAAAGAGUUUAUUUGCAAAACAGAAGUUUUUUUUCUUUUUAAAUAAAAGUUUUUUUUAUUAUCGUUAUCAUUUUUUUAAUAUAUAUAAUUUUUUUUUUUUUUUUUAAAUAAUAUUCCAAUCUUACUCUGAUGAAGCGAAUUCCUAAUGAAAAAAGUUUUUUGACUUAUCUGUUUUUGCGAAUGAACUCUUAAGAAACGUUGCUCGUAUUUUCAAUAUAUAUUGUAGAUUAUAUGAAUAAAAAUAUACUGUAAUCGACACUCGAAGUGAAUGAAUUGUCCUAAAACGCAAAACCAAAAUGUGUUCUCGCUUUAGGACGACUUUGAACUUUUGUGAUCCUCUUCAAACAUGCACAUGUUUGUAUGUUUGUACGCAUGUACGUGUAUUACGUGAACCGAAGCUUUUAUUUUGUGUGCGAUCAGCUGGGAUUAGCCGUUUGACAGCACUGCUUUCUGUUCGUUUUAAACAGCUCUAGGUACUUUUGUAUUUAUAGCGGCGAUGCUAAGUGCAGAGACUUUAAUUUAUUGCUGUUAAUUUAUGUUUUGGGAAUGGGCGAGUGCCCAGCACAUCAGUAUUGUCCAAACAGACCGAUCUGGAAACAAAGAAGACGAUUGUAUACGGUAUAUUUGUGUAAUAUAUGGUUUACUAGUGAAUUAAAGGUUUCCAAUAUACA